UUUGGCACCUUCCAUAAAGAGAUACCUAACUUGGGGUGUAAUAACAUUGAAUACUAAACCCCAUUUCUCUAUAAAAACACUUUGAAUAUGCCUAUAUUUUCAAACUUCAAACAGUUACAUUCUUUCCUAACUUUCAUCAACAAUUCAAAAAAGAAAAACACCGUAUUUUUACAGACAUGGGUUUUUUUGGAGCACUUGCAAGAAAUUUGGAUGCACUUCUUGGGCCUGGAGUAAUGCUUCUUUAUCCAUUGUAUGCAUCGAUGAGAGCAAUUGAGAGCCCAUCAACUUUAGAUGAUCAACAAUGGCUGACAUAUUGGGUUCUCUACUCCUUUCUUACAUUGUUUGAGCUCUCAUGUUGGAAGAUCCUCCAAUGGCUGCCGUUUUGGCCGUACAUGAAGCUUAUUUUCUGCUUGUGGCUGGUUCUUCCCAUUUUCAACGGCGCAGCUUACAUUUACGAGAAUUUUGUACGAAAAUACGUUAAGGUCGGGAGCUAUGUCGGCUCGAAUGUUCCAGAAGGCCAGAGGAGGGUUCUUCAGAUGAUGAGCCUUGAUGCUAGGAAAUCUGUUGAGAGGUACAUUGAAAAAUAUGGCGCCGAAGCCUUCGACAGGGUCGUCAAAGCGGCUGAAAGAGAAGCAAAGCGACAUUGAGGAGUUGUGAUAUUCUUUUAUUUCCAUAAUUAUUAAAUUAAGGAUGUUGUUUGGUAAAAUGAAUUGGAAUUAUGUUGUAAUUGCAAUUUUAUGAAAUUGAAUUUGUUUGAAGUUAUGAUAUUCAAUUAUAAACCUUUUGUUUGGUAAAAUCAGUGAACUGAUAAAAUUUAAUUGUAAUUGCAAAUGAUAUUUGGCGUUAUGUAAAAAGUAACUAAGAACUGA
This is a messenger RNA of Salvia splendens (bonfire salvia), 869 nucleotides long. RefSeq names its product HVA22-like protein f. Bases 177 to 647 code for a protein of 156 amino acids. The transcript is spliced from 5 exons. NCBI's taxonomy places the organism in Eukaryota, Viridiplantae, Streptophyta, Magnoliopsida, Lamiales, Lamiaceae. The record is from RefSeq and is a predicted model, not a curated record.